AAACGGUAAGCGGGGUGGAGAUAUACUAGGUGCCAAGAGCGGAUAUGGCGGGGCAGUUUUUCCGAUGCGCGAAACAAACAACGCGCACUGCUAAAGUCUACAAGUUCAAGGUGCAAUGGCGGACGUAGCUAAAGCCGGGAGCGAGCCCGCGACAAACCCGCGGGGCAUCCCUGUGGCUCCAUUCAUCGACAGAGUAGAAGAUUAUGUGACCGAUCGCUCCGAAGUGGAAUCCACCAUCAACAACUUCAAAGAGAUGAUCUCAAAAUACCAAUUCAUGCAGCAAAACACACAAAGACGAGCUGCCGGUCUCAAAGACAAGAUCCCCGAUAUCCAAAAGACACUCGAAACAGUCCGCUUCCUCAAGUCGCGAAAGGACGAUGCUGAACCGCUGGAGACAACGUUCGAACUAAACGAUACGCUCUACGCGAAAGCAGAGGUCCCGCCUACAGAUGAAGUGUAUCUCUGGCUUGGCGCAAACGUUAUGCUCGCGUACCCCAUACCUGAGGCGGAGGAGCUGCUGCAAUCGAAGUUGGCCACGGCACGACACAGCUUGAGUACUUGUGAAGAGGAUUUGGAUUUCUUGCGUGAACAAAUUACGACGCUUGAAGUUGCAUUCGCACGUGUGUACAAUUGGGAUGUUGCGCAGCGGAGGAAGGAGAGGGAAGGGGGGGAGUCGAUAGAGGACAAGAAGCGUGGAUCACCUAAUGGAUAAAUGCCUGGGGAGUCGUACCCUUGUGUCCAGUCCUUGAGGUUAUGUGAAAAGGAUUUGAAAAGUUAGCAUCAGCAUGAGACGAAGAAAUGAAAAACAUAAGACGAUCCU
Messenger RNA from Bipolaris maydis ATCC 48331, 820 nucleotides. RefSeq names its product Prefoldin subunit-domain-containing protein. NCBI's taxonomy places the organism in Eukaryota, Fungi, Ascomycota, Dothideomycetes, Pleosporales, Pleosporaceae. Gene Ontology annotation, biological process: protein folding; tubulin complex assembly; microtubule-based process. Gene Ontology annotation, cellular component: cytoplasm; prefoldin complex. The record is from RefSeq and is a predicted model, not a curated record. Gene Ontology annotation, molecular function: tubulin binding.